Molecule: messenger RNA, 3027 nt
Organism: Cuscuta europaea
Lineage: Eukaryota; Viridiplantae; Streptophyta; Magnoliopsida; Solanales; Convolvulaceae
Source: the annotation of a GenBank genome assembly
GUUCAUUUAUACAACAUUUAUAACAUCUAAGUAUUACAUCCCGUGCAACGCACGACGAGUGAAAUAAUUUUAAGUAGAUUAGUAAAAUGUAAUAAUAUUAUUGUCAAUUUUUACUAGAUUCUUCAAUUCCCUACGCGCUUUUUGGGAAUUUCAACAUGUUGGAUGAAGCACAAGCUUUGUAUUGCAUUGCAUUUCAAUUUUUUUUUCGUCGUCUUAGUUCCUCUGCAAAUAGUAUCUGGCACUUCAUAAAAGAUGAAUCUUUUCCGAUUUGUAGAUAGAUAUUUGAUGUAAAUGUGAUUAUAUUGAUGUCAAGAUUUAAAUGCAGUUUCCCAACCUUAAAGCUUACAGAGGUCGGGCCAUUCAGACAUCUGCUUUCUUCAAUCACAGAAGUAGGUUCUUUCUUUCAAAGCUUCCAUUCCGUUUCUUUUGCAAAAAUGCCCGGCAGGCGUACGGUUGAUACAACUGAAGAAUCAAAUGCGUUAUCCGAUGCAUUGAUUGGGAAGCUUGCUGCAUACUGCAACCAGAGGGAUCUCCCUAGAGCUAUGAAUGCCCUUUAUGAGAUGGAGAAACACAAGAUAUGGGCCAAUGCUAUCAUUUACUCCGAGCUUAUAAAAUGUUGUGUCGCCCAACAUGCUGUCGAACACGGCAAACACGUUCACAGACACGUUUUUUCCAACGGAUAUCAGCCCAAGACCUUCUUGCUCAACAUACUCCUGAACAUGUAUGUGAAAUUCAACAUGUUGGGUGAAGCACAGGCUUUGUUCGACAAAAUGCCAGACAGAAAUGUCGUUGCUUGGACUACAAUCAUAUCCGCAUACUCUACUUCCAACCUCAAUUCCCAGGCUUUCAAGCUGUUGAUCCUCAUGCUAAGGAAUGGAGUCCAACCCAAUAUGUAUACUUACUCCUCUGUUCUCAGGUCCUGCGAUUCCAUCUCUAACUUGACGCAUCUCCAUUGCAGUAUUGUUAAGGUGGGGUUGGACUCUGAUGUCUUUGUACGCAGUGCUCUUAUUGACGUCUACGCCAAAAUCGGCCAACCAGAGAGUGCACUUAUCGUCUUCAAUGAAAUGAAAACACAUGAUCGGGUGGUUUGGAACUCUAUAAUAGGAGGAUUUGCUCAAAACAGUGACGGGUAUGAAGCCUUGACUCUCUACAUGAGAAUGAAACGAGCUGGUUUUCCAGCUGACCAGUCAACCCUAACCAGCGGUCUUAGAGCAUGUACCAGUUUGGCGCUUUUAGAGGUCGGCAGGCAAUUCCACGUUCAGGUUUUCAAGUUCCACCAAGACAUGAUACUUCAUAAUGCACUUCUUGACAUGUAUUGUAAGUGUGGCAGCGUGGAUGAUGCUAACCGUACUUUUACUAGGAUGGUGGAGAAGGACGUCAUCUCUUGGAGCACAAUGAUUAUGGGGUUAGCCUCAAAUGGUUUUAGCAAAAAAGCACUUGAUCUAUUUCAGGAAAUGAAGAGGUCUACGGGGAUGGUACCAAACCGUGUAACCGUCCUUGGGGUUCUAUUUGCUUGCAGCCAUGCCGGAAUGGUAGAAGAUGGGCAGUAUUACUUCCGCUCAAUGAAGAAGCUUUUCGGAGUGGAUCCAGGAAGAGAACACUAUGGUUGCAUGGUUGAUCUUCUGGGAAGAGCUGGUAAACUAGAGGAAGCAGUGGAGUUAAUUCAUGAAAUGGAAUGUGAACCGGAUACUGUGAUAUGGAGAACAUUGCUUGGUGCUUGCAGGUUACAUCGAAACAUGGAUUUGGCUGAAUAUGCUGUGAAACAAAUAAUUAACAUAGACCCUUCUGAUGCGGGGACCUACAUACUGCUUUCCAAUAUCUAUGCACGGACACAAAAAUGGGAAGAGGCUUCAAAGGUGAGAAGGGACAUGAGGAGCAAAGGAGUGAAGAAAGAACCGGGGUGUAGUUGGAUUGAAGUGAAUAAGCAGAUUCACGCCUUCGUUAUGGGAGAUAAGUCACACCCACAGAUAAAUAACAUUGAAGAAGAGCUUAAUCAGAUAAUUCAGAGAUUGAAAGAAGCAGGUUAUGUUCCUGAUACCAACUUUGUCUUGCAAGAUCUUGAAGGAGAACAGAUGGAGGAUUCACUUCUUUGUCACAGUGAAAAGCUUGCUAUCGCGUUUGGCUUAAUGAGCUUGCCGAAAGAAAAGACAAUCAGAAUCAGAAAGAAUCUCAGGAUUUGUGGGGACUGUCAUUUAUUUGCAAAGCUAUUGACUAAGUUGGAGAAUCGAACCAUUGUCAUCAGAGAUCCAAUCCGCUACCAUCAUUUUCAGGACGCCAUUUGUUCUUGCAGUGACUACUGGUAGCGGAGAGUGUCUGGCUAGAAGGUAGCUACCUGAACUGCGGAUUCAUUUUUCUUGAAACCAUUUAUGGGUCUGUUUGCAUGCAGGGUUUCGGAUGGGCUUAAUUUAUAUCUUGAUAUUCAUAUAUGAACUUUUAUAAAAACUGAAAGAUUUAACAUAAUAUACAAUCACAUAUCAUUUUAAUCAAAUUUUAUACAAUUUUAGAAACAUUCUAUUUAUCAGAUAUAGGUCAAGCCAUCUGAAAUCUUCUCCUCCAAACUCUAUCCAAACAGACCCUUGGCAAAAAGGAAGCGUAUCUUCUUGCGUAUCUGCUAUUGAACAUCUUCGAAUGCUCUAAAUGAAGAUUGGAUAGGGCACAGAACUAGGAUGGUUCUGCCCAACAAAGAAGAAUGACUAAGGAGAGUUGUGUCUGAAGAAAGAAGAAUCAUCCAGAAGCUUAGCAAGAGUUUGAUGACUGUGAUGACGCAGAAGGAAUCAGAUAACAAACUCUGAGUAUCUUUGGAGUUUUAGGGGCAGAAAAUAACUAAAGUACUUCCACUUGAUGGAUAAAGGUGGGGCUGAAAGCUUUCCCGGGUCUAAGGUAAGCUGAAGGGGGUUAGAGGUGGUUGGAAAGCUUGAUCUGAACUCUAUUGCUAUCAUUGUUCAAUUAUUUGUCUUAUACUCCUUCCUUCCCGUUGGAAGGUUUCCGUGGGUAAAUGACACAACUUUUUAGGCAAGUGGUUUGGGU